AUUCGCAGGGAGCAUAAUGGGUGGAGGCGCCAACCUAUCAAGCUGUUGGACGCCGGAAGAGGACGGACCAAGAUGGCGGCGCCCGUGGAUGUCAGCAGGUGCCGCUCAUGUCGGCGAAUGGCGCAGUGUGGGGGCGCGUGCGGAGCCGCCUCCGCGCCUUCCCUGAACGCCUGGCAGCGUGCGGGGCCGAGGCCGCCGCGUACGGCCGCUGCGUGCAGGCCUCCACGGCCCCGGGCGGCCGCCUGAGCAAGGACCUGUGCGUGCGGGAGUUCGAAGCCCUGCGGAGCUGCGUUGCCGCCGCGGCCAGGAAGGCGCCACAGGGAGGCCGCUAGGAGGACCGGCCGCCGCGCGCACCGGCACGCGGGGAGCGCACCCGGGCACACGCCGGGCACGCCCCGAGGAGGUGCGCGUGGCCAGGCCCCUGCGUGUUGGACCCGGAUCGUCUUCCCAGCGGUGGGGGUGCCCGGGGCGAGGACCGCACGGCGCCCACCCCGGCCAUGGAGCCGGCGCCCUCUUGCUGUCGCUUCUCAGAUAAACGGUGUCCAAGA
Oryctolagus cuniculus (rabbit) is the source of this 548-nucleotide messenger RNA. RefSeq names its product NADH:ubiquinone oxidoreductase complex assembly factor 8 (gene NDUFAF8). The record is from RefSeq and is a predicted model, not a curated record. Gene Ontology annotation, cellular component: mitochondrion. NCBI's taxonomy places the organism in Eukaryota, Metazoa, Chordata, Mammalia, Lagomorpha, Leporidae. Gene Ontology annotation, biological process: mitochondrial respiratory chain complex I assembly.